AUGCUGCUGGAAGCCGUCAAGAGCAAGGUGCUUGAGUUAGGGUCCGUGCUUGAUGUAGAUUGGGGGCUUGAGCCAGAUCCCGUGCUUAUGCUUGACACCGUGCUUAAGCUAGACUCUGUGCUUAAGCUCGACUCCGUGCUUGAGCUGCUAUCCGUGCUUGAGCUGCUAUCCGUGCUUGAGCUGCUAUCCGUGCUUGAGCUGCUUUCCGUGCUUGAGCUAAACUCUAGGCUCGGGCUCGAAAUCGUGAUUGGAUUCAAGGUCGUGCUAGAUUGUACGCUGCUAGUCGUCGUUAGGGGCAUUGUGCUUGAGUCAGGGAAUGAACUUGACAGCAUGCUGCCAGCCGUUGAUGACAGGACAUUCGAGCUGGAGCCCGAGCUCACGUCCCCCGUUGUUGUCGAUAAGGUAGCUGAGCUUGACUCUACAUUGAUCGACGAUGACGUAGUCACUGAGCUGAACGUAGAAAACUCGGUAAUAGAUGUUGUCACGGUCGUCAAAGCAGGCACAAUUACGGUGUUUGAUGUCUCUUCCUCCGUGCUAGUCGUCGUGGAGGAAGGUGUACUGGAGCCGACGGAGAUGGACGAUGAAGAUGAAGUCGAGGUCCUCACAGGAAAGCUCGUGACUGCACUAAUGCUCGUUGCUACAAGGGAACUCGUAAUUCCAGAAGCGCUCGUUACUCCGGAAGAACUCGCCACUUCGGAAGUGUUCGUGACUUCAGAGGAGGUCGUAACUGCAGAAGAGCUCGUGGUUUCGGAAGUGCUCGUGGUCUCAGGGAAGCUCGUGUCUGUAGACGAUCCUGUCGUUUCUAGUGAAGAGGUGGCGAGUCCAAUCGUUACUGAGGAGUCUGUGUUCGGAGUAGAAGCUGAAGAUUCAGAUGACGGAAUAGAUCCAGUGGAGAUGAGCGUCGAAAAAGAGUCAAUUUCAGUAGACGUCGAUGAAACACCUACACUUGAUGAUGAGGAUGAUGUAACACCCAAUUGUGAGGAAGAGCUCUCGGUGACUAAAUCUGUGCUAGCGGAACCCGACGGGUCUUGUGUGUUGCUACUCAACGUUGUUCCCAAGGACGUAGUAGAAAAAUCAGGAGCACUGGAACUCGAUGUGCCUGGUGCGGAGCCGAUGGACGUUGCAGUAGAUGGACUUACGGAGACUGGAGUCGAUGCAUCCUGCGAGAUGCUACUCAAGGAUGUCUCCACAGACGUAGGAGACAAGCUUGUAGAAGUAGGAUUGGACGUGGCUUGUAGGCUAUCACUCGAUGUUGUUUCCACGGUCGUAGUAGACAGAUCUGUAGUGGUAGUACCGGACGCAUCUUGCGUGCUGCUACUCUGCGUCGUUUCCACUGAUGAGCUGCUGCUAGAUCCGCCAGGAGAGGCACUUGACGUUGUGGUAUAUUGUGAUGCAGUAGUCGAAACCUCAGCGCCUAAGGAAGAGAGUGAUACACUGCUGCUAGGUAGCGACGAUACCGAGGAGCUCAGGCUAAUCGGCGUCGUGGAAGAGUAA
Messenger RNA from Didymosphaeria variabile, 1494 nucleotides. RefSeq lists its product as uncharacterized. The record is from RefSeq and is a predicted model, not a curated record. Bases 1 to 1494 code for a protein of 497 amino acids. The transcript has 2 exons. Lineage: Eukaryota; Fungi; Ascomycota; Dothideomycetes; Pleosporales; Didymosphaeriaceae.